This is a messenger RNA of Mesoplodon densirostris (Blainville's beaked whale), 3786 nucleotides long. RefSeq names its product BRD3 opposite strand (gene BRD3OS). The transcript has 3 exons. The record is from RefSeq and is a predicted model, not a curated record. The coding region runs from base 742 to 996 and encodes 84 amino acids. Lineage: Eukaryota; Metazoa; Chordata; Mammalia; Artiodactyla; Ziphiidae.
CCCCGCCCGAGGCGCCCGGCCCCGCGACCCGUUAGCCGCCGAGGCCCCACGGCGCGGGCGGCCGGGGCGGCGACCACGGGGGGCGCGGGGGCCUCCCUGAUGCUUGGAGCAGAAAGAAGGCGCUGGUGGCUGGCAUCACCUUGGAGAGGAGCUGAAGACUAGCCAGAUAAAAAGCACUGAACAAAUGCUGGUUCCAAAUCCCUGGCAGGGAUCUGAACGCCUCUGCUGUGCUGAAAGCCGACCCAAGCACAGAUCGGGAGUGGGCAGUUAUAGGAGCUGCUGUCAGUUUCUGUCUAGUUGUACAAUGACCUUUCAUUCGGGACACCAGAUAUACCUUUUCCAAUUUAGUGGUCCAAGUCGUGGUGUCAGAAUCGCUGUAGACACAAGUCCCCCCUGAGGUGGGCACCUCGUCCCUCGUCAGCUGCACGCCUGAUACAGUGCACACAACCGUCACCAGGAAACGCUGCGGCCAGGGCACUGCUGACCUGCUUGCUGACCCACGUGUGGUUCUUAAGUGUCUUUUCAGAAUGCUCGGAGGCUCCUCUCAAGUUUCCUUGCAAAGAACCCUCACAAGGGUGUUGCCUGUGAAUGGCCUGAAUUUCUCAUUUGUACCAGUAGGUUAAAGAAGGAAUCCUCAAAACCCAGCAGCUGAAAUACUGGUUCCUUAGUGCAUUUAGCGCAAAGCACGGGCUCAGAGGCCUCCUGCGCAGGAGUCCAGGAGAGGGGAGGUUCCUGCCAGUGAUGAGUGGCCGCGUCCCGCUGGCAGAGAAAGCCCUGUCCGAAGGCUACGCCCGGCUCCGGUACCGGGACACCUCCCUGCUCAUCUGGCAACAGCAGCAGCAGAAGUUGGCAUCUGUGCCGCCCGGGACAUACCUGAGCAGGAGCCGAAGCACGUGGUACUCACAGUAUGGAAAUGAGGCCAUCCUCGUCCGGGACAAAAACAAGCUGGACGUCUCCCGGGACACGGGGCAAUCCAAGUUUUGCUCUGUUAUGUAGUUCUGGUGUGAAAGCCUGAGCCCAGGCACCCAGCCGCCUUGCUGAUCCCUAGUCCUUACUGGGAGAUCCUGAACAGUGAACGUGAAGGUUGAGCUGUGGUAGAAGAACCCCCAAAUCCCAGAGAUGGCGCCCCGGCCCAUUCGCAGUCAGGCUGAUGGGUGGACUUGUCUCCUGGACUCCAUUCUGACCUUGCAGGCGCUGUAGGCACAGGCCAGCUCUGGGGCCUGGCUGGAUGCUGUUUUGAUUAUGCUUCCGAAUAAGUCAAGCGGGAGGGACACCCCAGUUACAGACCACCUCUUCACAUUCUUACAGGCUGUUCUUUAGGAUUCCCUUCUGCCUGGUAAAGAGUGGGUCACAUCUAGAAAAAGGUGAAGGAAUUGGCAUCAUGUCGGGUCGCAAAUCCAACUGCGGGACCAAGAUGUGCAGGACCAAGAUGGAUUCACCCUAAAUGGUCAUCAGCAGCAGCAUUUCAGCAGGGACUUUGUGGCACUUGAGUUUUGAGUCUAGUAACUAAAAUGAUCACUGCGUGUGAUGCACUGUGAUGGCUCCUACACUAGCUUCCUGAUGCUGGAGGUCUGUGGGGCAAAGGCAUCCCCAAAACAUUAAGGAAACCCCCAAAUUAUUAAGUUACACAAAAGUUGCUAACAGUGAUUUCAAAUUUAAUCACAGGGCUGAAAUAGGCAGGUUCUCAGCCGAUAGUAGUUCAGCGUCUACUCCGAGGCUGCACCUCCCGGCCACCUGCAGUGUUUGAUGUGCGUGGGCCGUGACCACACGCAAGCAGCCUCGGCCCACCUGUGUGGGCAGCUUUAUGCGUCAUUUUUAAAGGAUUUUCUGUCUGCUGUAAUUAAGGUCUGUGUGGCGAGGCAAACGUGGAAGUGUCUUUUGUCAAAGCUGAGUUUUCUUUUCUAAAUAAAUCUCCUUUAGGAGCCACCUUCCUUCCUCACUCCUUAUUUUGAUCUGUUUGCUCCUAAUAUCCUAACUUGGCUUUCAGGGUUUUUUUUUUUUUUUUUUUUUUUUUACAACAGUAACAUCUAACGAUUGCUAAAAACCCCAGUGCAGAAAUGCACGAAGCACCCUCCCCAGAGGUAGCGGCCGUCAGCAGCUCGGCACAUGCGUGUGCCGAGGUUCCAGAGGCGGCGUCCCGCACCACGCAGCAUCUGGUUCUGUGACUUUUUGCUCAGCUGUACAGACAGGGCGAUUACGUCACGCUUCCAACGGCCUGUUGGCAGCGCUCCCGUGAGCCCACAGGUGGGCAGAGACCUUCCCGCUGUGCAUGCACACAGCACGUCCUGGGCUUCCCUUUGCGUGGCUCCUCAUGCAGGCAUGCAAGCUGGUUAGCAGACAGCAUCCAGAAGGGAACUGCUGGGUCAGACUGCUUUCCCCCGACGUCACGUGUCCAGCCAGAGGCCUGGUCCUUGCGCAGGGAGCCUUGGCGUGCUUACUGCCUCAGGUGGGGAGGCUGGAAGGCAGAUUUCCUUAAGCACCUCCCCAAGGUGAAGAGGGAAGCCUGUCUCGUCGACACAGUCAGGAAGGACUCUGCAGUAAAGGCUCGCCCGUCCAGGCGCCCUGACACUGGAAUUCCCCAGUAGACAGGCCUCGUCAGCAUCUCUGCGCUCCGACUUCAGUUCAGUUUGGGAAGGCGGCAAACUUCUGACUUAGCUGGAAUGCCUCUGUGCUGCAUGCCCACUGCCCCUCAGACUGACCUAGAAACGGGCCGUGGUUGGCUCAGCCGCAAGCACAGAGGCCGUGGCCGGGAAAGCAAGCACAGGCCACGGCCGCCGUCUGCACUGGUCGGGUGUGCAGGUGACCGACGUGCCCUGGGCCACUCGCACACAGCUGGCACUGAGCUGCUUAGCGAGCGGGGAGGCCACGUCUGCCCUGGGGACGCCUGGGCGGCUGGUCUUCCCGGCUGGGGCUGGGGAUGCCACGGUGGACGUGCCCAGUCCCCGUCCUCGGGGAGCUCAGCCUGGGUGACGGGGGGCAAGCGAAUACAGGGGAGGGGGGCCUCGGGCCUGGACUCGGGCAGAGCCUUCUCCCGGGACGCCACUGCAAGGCUUGGCUCCAACGGCUGUGACUUUUGAAAACGGCGUCAGAACUCGGCAUUGGUCUCGAUUCCUCCUCCAUUGCUUGCCGCCGCCUCCACUGUGUGCCAGGUUCCCGGCCACAUGGGCGAAACCUCAGCGCGCACAACGUCGCGACGUGGUGUCCUGGAAACGUCCGUUGGGCCAGCCGGACGAGCGUUUGAUGCCUCUGGUCCCGGAAGGCACCUCAGUGCAGACUGAGGGCACAGCGGGGACAGAGGAUGGAUGACCGGGCAGGCGGGAACCGAGGCGACCGAACCUGUGGGUCAUGGAGGGGGGCGGCCCAUCCACAGAGCUGCUGACCUGAAAAGGUGACAAAGACGCUCCCUAAAUCCCGGGGCCUCCCCACCCAGGCUUUGGACCAGAGCCACUGAGCUCUUUAAGACCCUCUUGGAUGCUUCAGGUAUUCCUGCCAGGAAUAUGAGCGGCUCCCCCCAUCGUCACACGCCAGCAAGGGGAGAGCUGGGAGCCCAGAAAGCACAGGAAAAGGCACCUCUUUUUUUUUUCUUUUAUUAUGAAAACAAAACAAAUGCCCCAGGAGAAGGGUCCAUGAUUACCAGAAACAUCAAAGAGUACUUUCUACCAUUUUUAUUCUGUUGUGUUGAGGCCAGCGUUGCAAUAAACAAGCUAAAACUACUUACAUUGGACUCAUUUUCAGUAACUGACAUUUACAGGAAUAUACUAGAAACGGCACUAAAAAGUUUAAGAA